GAAGUGAGGAAGACGAGAGAAUUAUGAUUUGAGCAAUGGUCAAAGUCAUAUGUACACACUUGUCCACUACAAAACACUCAAAAACAUAGAGCCUGUCAUGUUCUUUUUUUCUAAAUUCUUUCUUUUUUUUUUUUGUUGCCCCUAUCUCUCUGCUAUUUGUCUAGAAAGGUUGAAACUUUAGAGUGAGAGAAAGAAAGGGAAAACAUAGCCUCAUUAGAGAGAGAUCUAAAAUGGAGUAUGAAAGAAUAGACAAAGUUCAGAGUGUUAUUUCACCAAGUAAAUUGAGGAUGAAGCUAAUGGGGCCUCAUCAUAUGAGAAAAAAAGAUGGAUCAAACAGCAAUUCUUCUAGAACAUCUCCUUCUAGGAUUGAAGAUGCUGAGUUUAUCAACAGUCUCUUAGCCUCUAAAAAUGGAGACUUUGACGAUGAAGUUAAAGUAUCUAAUGAGUUAGUGAUGGAUUCUAGUCAAUCAAAAGAAUCAUUCCCAAGAGAGAACAUUGAAGGAUGCCCUGCUAAAUUGCAUCAAUUCUCGAAGAGCGAUAACAGUAAUUCGAGCUCAGUUCAUCCGAUGAGGACAUUUGAAGAUGAAAAUCUCGAUUCUGAUAGUAAUGCCAGUUCGUCGAGCUUUGAGUUUCAUAAAGGGGAGAGAGUGGUGCACGGUUCCGUGACAAGGACAUAUACCAGACCUACGUCGUCUAAGUGGAACGAUGCGGAGAAAUGGAUAAUGAACCGACAAAACGUGCAAGCUAUUAAUGCCAAGAAGAAUGCAGUUCACGGCCAAGCUAAUAACCGAUUUCCGAUUACGAAUAUGAUGAGAGUUGCUCCAGAGUCUGCAAACUCUGAUCAUCGAUUACAUGUUAAUCGAGUAGCUGAUGCUAUGCAGCUGCCAUUCGAGAAGUUCUCUUUUAUGCCUUCGGGAGCUCAAAAUUGGGAGAUGGAUUUGUCUUGUACGAAAAGUUCAGCUGAAGAUACAACAGUUCUGCCCACAAUUCGAUCCGUUUGUAUGAGAGAUAUGGGAACUGAAAUGACCCCUGUUACAAGUCAAGAGCCAUCUAGGACCUCUACUCCUGUAGGGGCAACAACCCCGCUCAGAAGUCCAACAUCUUCGGUCCCCUCUACUCCUCGUAGCGGGGCACCAACAUCAGCACCUUUGAAUCACAUUACUGAUUCUGAGUCACAUCAUCCUGGCGAUAGCGGCAAGCAAGAAUUGUCCGAGCAAGAAAUGAAGCUCAAGACGAGGAGAGAGAUCGUAGCCCUUGGUGUCCAGCUUGGGAAGAUGAAUAUUGCUGCUUGGGCAAGCAAAGACGAGAAGGAGAAGGACACAUCUUCAGUCGAAACCACUAAUAUAGAGGAGCUUGAACGGAUUGAAUAUGAAAAACGAGCAGCUGCAUGGGAGGAAGCCGAAAAGUCUAAGCAUAAUGCAAGGUAUAAGCGCGAGGAGAUAAAAAUUCAAGCAUGGGAGAGUCAGCAGAGAGCAAAACUAGAAGCGGAAAUGCGGAGAAUCGAGGCAAAAGUAGAGCAAAUGAGAGCCCAAGCUCAAACACAGAUGGUGAAGAAGCUUGCUAUGGCAAGGCAAAGAUCAGAGGAAAAACGAGCUGCAGCUGAAGCCAGAAAAAAUCGAGAUGCCGAAAGAACUUCUGCUCAAGGGGAAUAUAUUCGCCGAACCGGAAAAUUGCCAUCAUCAUCUCAUUACAUGUGUUGUGGUUGGUUGUCAUAAUAUAAGCACCACAAUUAAUAACGACAAAAUGUCUCAAUACUCUUAUUGAGCCAAAGUAGCAUCUCUUACUCUUUUUUGUGUGCACUAGCCAUGGCCUAAUGAACUGUUGUUGGCUGCCUUGGGUCCUUUUUUGUGGCGUUACAUGAAAAAUUGAAAUGAAUAGUGCAAUUGAUGCAUGGCCAUGAAAACUUGGGCUUGAGCCUCAACCUUUCAAAAAGACUAGAUAGGACAGGACACGCAGUGGUCAGGGCUACAAGUUGUUUGAUGGUCGGCAUAAUUUGGGCCCUUGGUGAAGGGCCAUUGGCAAUAAUGCAAGUUGGGAAUAUGAACUUAUCUAAAUGUGGAAAUAGGAACAUGUUUUAAGGUAAACCGAGCUUGUUAUACUA
Messenger RNA from Gossypium raimondii (Peruvian cotton), 2101 nucleotides. RefSeq lists its product as uncharacterized. The transcript has 6 exons. The coding region runs from base 231 to 1715 and encodes 494 amino acids. NCBI's taxonomy places the organism in Eukaryota, Viridiplantae, Streptophyta, Magnoliopsida, Malvales, Malvaceae. The record is from RefSeq and is a predicted model, not a curated record.